Molecule: messenger RNA, 849 nt
Organism: Exophiala oligosperma
Lineage: Eukaryota; Fungi; Ascomycota; Eurotiomycetes; Chaetothyriales; Herpotrichiellaceae
Exons: 4
Coding region: 1-849 (282 amino acids)
Source: RefSeq, a predicted model, not a curated record
AUGUCGGGCACUCAGGCUGUGGGCAACUCGAUGACCUUUUCGGCCGUGGCUCUCGUGUUUGUGUUAUUACGCUGCACGAGUCGUAUAUUUUUUGUGGGUCGCGUGCUCAAGGAGGAUAUGCUCAUCUGUGUCGCAAUGUUGUGGUCUUUCGGAUUUUCAAGUUCCAUUGAAGUUGAACGACAAAACGGUAUGGGGGAUCACAUAUCCAACGUUUCCCCGGAGCGUCUCGAACGAAUGCUACAGGGCUUCUACGCUAGCGUUAUCGUUUACAACCUAGGUCUUGCGUUUGCCAAAUGCUCCAUCAGCUGUCAAUUCCUGAGCCUUUUCAAGGAACGGAAGUAUCGUAUUUCAGCUUGGUUUCUCAUCGCCUUCUUCGCCGCAUACGACCUUGUCACUUUGAUGGUGUCCAUCUUCUCCUGCACACCUGUUCGGUAUUACUGGAACAGAAGCCUUCCUGGAGGCGGAUGCAUCAGAUUUGAAACAUGGUGGUUCUUUAGCGCAUCAUUUUGCAUUGUCUCGGACUUUGUACUUUGCAUUCUGCCGCUGCCGAUGCUGAAGUCUUUGCACAUUCCACGGAAGCAGAAAUAUAGCCUGCUCGCCGUCUUUGCUGUUGGCGGAUUUGUGUGUAUUGUAGCGAUCCUACGUCUACAUGCGGUCUACGUCAUCAGCAGUUCCCCCGACCCUACGUACGGCAAUGUCGCUGCAGCCUACUGGUCUUCCAUCGAACUCAACACGGGCAUCAUUUGCGCGAGCUUGCCGACCAUUCGUCCUAUUAUCGCCAAAAUAUUUCCCACUUGGCUCGGGUCAGCUCCCCACAGAGUCGCGCAGAGACAGUCCAGCAUACCAUAG